UCCAUCUACAUUCAAGCUGAAAAUCCUUCGUUCUACUCUCUUCUUCUCCAUUCUCCAUUCUCGAUCAUCAUUCAAGCAUCAAUCGCUUCAGAAAUCUAUGUAGAUUCUUAAAAUCGCCUUUGAAUCUCCAUGGUUUAGCUUUAUUUUGGUUCGACUGUCCAUCCAAAGCUGCAUCAAAACCCUAAUAAAGUUUACAAAUUUGCAAUCGUUCAUCCAAGAGUGAAUAAUACUAUUUAAGAUUGGAUUUAACAUACAAAUUUAUCAUGAGAGCAGAUUUCGAACGCAAACAACGCUGCUGCUAGUUCUUUCACAUUGAUGAGCCUUUGCCAAAAGGUCACCUUCGAUGGAAUGAACUUUAGCGAAUGGAUAAGAUACAUUCGCACCAUUGCUCGCUAUGAGGAUAAGGAGUAUGUCCUCGAUGAGAAGCUCGAGAAAAUCAACCCUGAAAUCGCUACUCCCGCCGAAAUCACCGCUUUCGAAAGUCACGAGCGUGAUGCAACGAAAGUGCAUUGCAUCAUGAUCGCGACAAUGAACUCCGAAUUCCAAAAGUCCUACGAGGACAUGUACUCGUACGAGAUGCAUCAAGACUUAUUGGAGAGAUACCACCAGAACGCGAGACAAGAGCGUUAUGAGAUUUUCACCAACAUGAUUUCCGCUAAGAUGGGUCAUGGAGAAUCUCUUACCAUGCACUUGCAAAAGAUGCAAAGAUAUGUCGACCGCCUUCGCAAGUUAAAUGUUGACUUUGGAGAAGACUUGGCGAUCGACAUGGUGCUUCACUCUUUGCCUUCGAUGUACAAUCAAUUUAGGAUGACCUACCACAUGAACAAAGAGGAGGGACUAAGAAGAAGUAGGGAUGUGGAGCAAGGAAGGAUCAAUCUAAUCAUGGGGAACAGAAGAUCGUCGCCUGUGACCAAGAUUGGAGUGUAUUCUUUAGUGCUUAGGAAUAAUUUGUGUUUAGAUUUGAACAAUUGUUGCUAUUCGCCAGAAAUGGCUAGAAACAUCAUUUUAUUUCAUGGUUUGUAGAGACAAGGUUUUAGAUUUUCUUUUAAUAAUGAGAAUGGUUCUAUUUUGGCU
This is a messenger RNA of Lactuca sativa (garden lettuce), 1074 nucleotides long. NCBI's taxonomy places the organism in Eukaryota, Viridiplantae, Streptophyta, Magnoliopsida, Asterales, Asteraceae. The record is from RefSeq and is a predicted model, not a curated record.